Molecule: messenger RNA, 2570 nt
Organism: Odontomachus brunneus
Lineage: Eukaryota; Metazoa; Arthropoda; Insecta; Hymenoptera; Formicidae
Product: TWiK family of potassium channels protein 7
Exons: 7
Coding region: 546-1814 (422 amino acids)
Biological process (GO): potassium ion transmembrane transport; stabilization of membrane potential
Cellular component (GO): membrane
Molecular function (GO): potassium ion leak channel activity
Source: RefSeq, a predicted model, not a curated record
UCUAUAAUUCUACAUUAUCAACUGAGCGCAGUCGAAUUCGACUAUUCGGCGCGCCAUCAUCGUGCGCAUUUGAACGGGUUUAAGUAUACAUGUUGAAAGAGAUCAAAUGCAAGAGUCUUCGAAGGUUCGCACGCUGAUCCAGAAUUCAAAUAACGUGAAGGAUAUUUUCAAAAUCGUGUAAGAUGUUUUCAACGUCACGUAAGAGUCACGUAAUUCUUUAUUUCGAGUCACGUAAUUCUUUAUUUCGAGAGCUAGAAAUUAGAAAAUAAAAAUCAAUUAAAGCUUCUCUCUUUUCGGCUUCGUUGAUUAUCGCGCAGUCUUUUUUUAUAACGUCACGUUUCCUAUUUUCUACUUUUCUUUUCUAAUGAUGAGCACAUAUAUCGGUUCAUAUUAUUAUACUCGAUCUUCUGUGUAAUUUUCACGACACUGCGUUGAGAUGCGAAGGACGACAAAGGUAUCGGGAGAUCGCGGAGCAGAAUGAUCAGUCUUCUCCGAGUGGCCGGCGCGUUUACGUCGCACGUGGGAAACGCGGGCGCGAACGAGCCAUGACGAGCGGCAACAAGUGCACUGCAUCCGUCGCCGAUUCGCAUGAGUUUGGCCGCACGAGCAGCGUCGCGACGGACAGCAAGGAUGCGAAACGUCUCGUCAAAGAGGAGACGGUGCAGAAGUUCAAGUCGAUCGCCGGACAUGUGGGCCUGCUGAUCACACUAAUGCUCUACACCGUGAUUGGCGGACUGGUUUUCCGGCAGAUCGAACUCCCGGCGGAGCUCGGACGGCUCGAGCGUUUGCGGGCGAAAUUACGCACGCAACGAUAUCGCUUCGUGGAAUCCGUCUGCAAUAAUACGGACGUCGCCAAUCUACGUACUUUGGUAAGCGUAAACCUGCGCGACUACGAGGAUGCAGUCCAGGAGGCGGCGGAAGCGGGUCUUCUGAUCGGUUUCGUGGCGGACACAAUUGAUCAUCAGGAUCGCGCCGAUUCGAACCUGCCGCCCAUCGCGACCGAACGGUGGAGUGUGCUUCAAGCGGUUUUCUUCGCCAGCACUGUCCUCACCACGAUCGGAUACGGGAAUGUCGUGCCUUCGACCAACUGGGGAAGGAUCUUUUGUAUCCUCUUCGCCUUCAUCGGCAUACCACUCACCCUGAUCGUGAUCGCCGACUUGGGUAAGCUGUUUGCCGGAGCUGUGGUGCAUGUUGCGUUGACGUUGAAGUCGAGACUGCCAUUUCGCGCGAAGUUCGUGUGCGUCCCGUCAAACGCGACCGGUCGUCGAUCGCUCGGUGCUUGUGCCGCUAUCGGAUUGCUCUUCCUAUACCUCGCUUGCGGCGCUGGCAUGUUCAUGCUUUGGGAGGACGACUGGGAUUUCUUCGACGGGUUUUACUUCUGCUUCGUAACGAUGACGACCAUAGGUUUCGGUGACUUGGUGCCGAAGAAACCCAAGUACACUCUGUUGUGUACCUUGUACAUCUUGGUCGGUCUGGCGUUGACCAGUACUAUCAUCGAACUAGUCAGACGACAAUACGCUCAAUCCUGGAGGAGACUACAGAGACUGAGAGGUCCAUUGGCCGAGACUCUCAGGAAACUCGGCGAACAAGCAGGUGGCGACAUGUCCGCGUUACAUUCUGAUCUAAGGAAAGUAUUGACAGUUAUAUCUAUGCCACGUUUGAAAUGGACCUCGUCCAUCGAUCCAGAUGUCUCUAAGAAUCAGGAUUGGGAAGAAGCUGUAGAGGCGGUAUUGCGUGACAUCGCCGCGUCCACAACAGCGUCACCGCCUAGAAAACCGAUUGUGCAAAUCGUCGUUUACGAAUCCAGUGUCUAAUAUUAUUGGGAGAGGAAGAGAGAGAGAGAGUUUGUGUGUAUAAUCCCUAAUAGCACAAUUCAUUAGCGUUACUUUGGCUUAAUAUUGGUUUUCUAGACAGCACAAGAUCUUCAGAGGAUGUUCUAGGGAUAUUCUCAGAAUGUCUUUAAGAUGUCGUGUGAAGAUCUGUGCUGUUUGAGUACAUUGGCAUAUAUUAGCUAAUAUAGCCAAUAUAUAACCAAUAUAUAGUAAAUAUUAGUUAUAAAUAAAAUGUGAAUAAAUCUCCAAUAUUAUACAACAUGAUUGUACCAAUAUUGGCAUAUACCCAGGUAGAACGGCUAGUUAAAAUCUCACGUCAUUUUCACCAAAAAAUGACGUAAAUUUGGUCAAUAUUUGGUCAAAAUGACAUCAAAUUGACAGUAUUUUGAUUGUUUUAUUUGGGUAUUAGAGGUACAUUGGGUCAAUAUAACUCAAUAUAUAAUCAAUAUUGGUAAUAGAUGAAUUAUCUAUAUUAAGAAUUUUAUAUUAGCUAUAAAAUGCAAAAUGUCUAUAAUAUUGGGCUAAUAUUUAGUAUAUCGAGGCCUAAUUUGUAGCCAAUAUUACCUCCAAUGAACCGUGUUACUAAGGAUGCGUGAAUGCUUGCGUGCGUGUAUACAUACAUUCAUAUGUGUGAAUCUAAACAUGCGUGUGAAUGAAUGAAAGACUAUAGAACUAUAGGACUAAUAAAAUUUAUUUAAUCGAGAUUCAGUCCUUUUUCAAUAAAAAUUCAAAAGCUUA